Xyrauchen texanus (razorback sucker) is the source of this 1176-nucleotide messenger RNA. Its product is annotated as CBY1-interacting BAR domain-containing protein 2-like. Gene Ontology annotation, biological process: cilium assembly. The transcript is spliced from 9 exons. Gene Ontology annotation, cellular component: ciliary transition zone; ciliary basal body. NCBI's taxonomy places the organism in Eukaryota, Metazoa, Chordata, Actinopteri, Cypriniformes, Catostomidae. The record is from RefSeq and is a predicted model, not a curated record. Bases 30 to 827 code for a protein of 265 amino acids.
UCAUUUCACAGUGUGCACCUGUAUUCAAUAUGACGCUGUUUUCAAGAGACGCUCAGAUGAAGAUGAUGGAGGCAACUGUUAGUAAUGCAGAAAAGUAUCUAGGUCAUUUCUGCUUGCUGCUCGCCUCCUACACUCGAAAGACGGCCAAACUUCGAGACAAAGCCGACAUGCUAGCGAGACAACUUCAUGACUAUGCCAGCACAGAGGAUCCAGAACUGAGCAUCUGCAUGAGAAACUUCUCUGAAGAUCUGGCCAUGGUGCAAGACUACAGACAGGCAGAGGUUGAGAGGCUUGAAACAAGAGUAGUCGCCCCUCUGAAAGCAUAUGGUGAUAUAGUGAAAACUAAACGUGCCGAUUUGAAAAGGUUCAAUGCAGAUCGUAACAAAGAGCUAAAUGAACUGCAGAGACUCGACAAGAUCAAGCAGAAGAACCCAGCAGACAGACAAAGCAUUUCACAGGCAGAAGUGAAUGUCCAGAAGGCCACCAUCAACACCGACAGAAGCACCAGACAGAUGGAAGAGACCAUCUUUGACUUCCAGAAACAGAAACUUGAGGACUUAAAAAAGAUUUUUAUGGACUUCACUAUGGUUGAGAUGCUGUUUCAUGCUAAAGCACUGGAAGUUUACACACACACCUUCCAGAACAUGCAAACAAUGGACAUAGACAGAGACAUGGAGACUUUUAGGAAACGUAUCCAUGUGAAUGAUACCUAUCUGAGUUCUCAGCCUCUGCAGACUUUGACAAUGAGCCACUACCCCAGCCCUCCAUCCUCCCCAUACAGAUCUCCCCAUACAGAUCUACUGCAGAGAUACCUAAACCACGUUUGAGGAGAACUCUGCCCAAGCAGACAGAGACUAGAUAUGAAGAGGAAGAAGAGGAGGAAGAUGAUGGGACAUAUGUGUCUGAGGAGGAAGAGGAACCCCACACAUUCAGACAAUCUUAUGCUGCUGAAUAUAUUAAGACUCAGAGAUAGAAAUAUGCACAACGUUCUUCUUGGAACAUUUAGUCCUUAAGUCCUUAAUACAGACACACCUGUUAUGGCAUAUCCUGUCUCCAAAAUCAUAAUUGAUAAACGCAUUUGUGUGACUCUCAAAUAAAAAAUUUGCAAUGUGAUAAUAAAAGCUAAGUGAUGAUAUAAACUGUUUUGUUCAACCCCAAUUCUGAAAAAGUUGAGAC